Grosmannia clavigera kw1407 is the source of this 2436-nucleotide messenger RNA. Its product is annotated as intermembrane space aaa protease iap-1. Gene Ontology annotation, cellular component: mitochondrial inner membrane. NCBI's taxonomy places the organism in Eukaryota, Fungi, Ascomycota, Sordariomycetes, Ophiostomatales, Ophiostomataceae. The record is from RefSeq and is a predicted model, not a curated record. The transcript is spliced from 5 exons. The coding region runs from base 1 to 2436 and encodes 811 amino acids. Gene Ontology annotation, molecular function: ATP binding; metalloendopeptidase activity; ATP hydrolysis activity. Gene Ontology annotation, biological process: protein quality control for misfolded or incompletely synthesized proteins; mitochondrion organization.
AUGACGUUUUAUGCCCCUGGUCUCCCGAGCGUGGCUGCAGCUACCACCGACCUCCUACCGUCUAUUGGAAGCAUCGGAAACACAUUGCUGAUCCCAUGGCGAGGCAUCACAGCCCCGUCGGCGCCUUCGUCGUCCUCCCGGACAAAUGUGGCUGCCACGGACGCGACUUCUGCGGUACCUGCAUCCCCAACGACCGUCCGGCUGCCUGACUUUCUGGCCACGACUACCCUGCCGCGCAGCUUCGCCUCGCCAUUUGCCCACGGUCUCCAGCCCACCGACGCACGGUCCAUCUUUGCCAACAUGCCACAACCGUCGCUCAUGGCAGCGAAUCCGUUUCUGCAUCUGAUCUUUGCCGGCCGCGCUCUUGGUGGCGCGUCAAGACCGCAAGCCCGAACACUCUCGACGACCGCCUCUGUGAACCGCCUCUUCUGGCCGGCCGGCCAGCGGCCGCGGUUCUACGGCGUGACCAGCACUUCAUCACUCGCUGCCUACCGUACUGCCAUCGCAUCUAGCAUCCGCUUCGCUUCUCCGCGACGGACCGUUACCUCUGGCAGCAUCUCUCGGAACCUCCUCGAAAAUCGCGAAGCGGCUGCCAACCGGAAUCCCUCGAGUGCCACCGCGCAGACUGCCUUCUACCAGGUGCUGCUCAAGGCCAACAUGCCCAUGAUUGUGAUCGAACGCUACAACUCGGGUCGUUUUGCCGCCAACGAAGCUACGACAGAGGCUUACCACCGCGCCCUAGGCAUGCUGCAGGCGGUGGGACAGGCAAUCGCGGCGCAGAACCGGGGUGCAACGGUGGCCGUGGGCAAGAGUGCUCAGGGUACCGGAGCUAAGGACGCACCGAUUCAUGUGGUUGUGGACCAGCCCAUCAGCGACGUGCUCUUCCGCUGGGUCAAGUUUGUUCUCUGGUUCUGUCUGUUCACUUACUUCAGUCUGGUCGUGAUCACGAUGUUGAUUGAGGGGCUCAACACGUUCAAGCGGCCGACAGGACGCGCGGACAACGAGGUCAAGGCCGAGAGCCAAAAGACGCGCUUCACGGACGUUCACGGCUGCGACGAGGCCAAGGACGAGCUGCAGGAGCUGGUCGACUUUCUCAAGAACCCGGCCGGCUUUUCGACAUUGGGCGGCAAGCUGCCCAAGGGCAUCCUGUUGGUCGGUCCUCCGGGCACGGGCAAGACACUUUUGGCUAGGGCGGUCGCCGGCGAGGCGGGCGUGCCGUUCUUCUACAUGUCAGGCAGCGAAUUCGACGAGGUAUACGUGGGCGUGGGCGCCAAGCGGGUGCGUGAUCUGUUCACGGCCGCGCGGGGCAAGUCACCGGCAAUUGUAUUCAUCGACGAACUGGAUGCCAUCGGCAGCCGGCGCAACUCACGGGACGCGGCCUACGUAAAGCAGACGCUCAACCAGCUGCUGACGGAGCUGGACGGAUUCGAGCAGAACAGCGGCGUGAUCAUCCUGGCGGCGACCAACUUCCCGGAGCUUUUGGACAAGGCACUGACGGGCGACCAGGCCGGUUCGACCGGACGGCUGGCGAUCCUACAGCACCACGCGCACAAGAUCAAGUCGGCCAAGGAUGUGGACCUGCAAUCGAUCGCGCUGCAGACGUCGGGGCUGUCGGGAGCGGAGCUGGAGAGCAUCGUGAACCAGGCGGCGAUCCACGCGAGCAAAGCCAAGGCGCUGUCGGUGACCAAGACGGACUUUGACUGGGCCAAGGACAAGGUGAUCAUGGGGGCUGAGCGCAAGAGCAUGGUGAUCAGCCCCAAGGAGAAGGAGCUGACGGCGUACCACGAGGCGGGUCACGCGCUGGUCAGCUACUUCAGCCCGUCGUCGCCGAACAAGCUGUACAAGGUGACGGUGCUGCCACGUGGUGGCUCGCUGGGCCACACGUCGAUGCUGCCGGAGAUGGACAAGUACUCGUACAGCGCCAAGGAUUUCCUAGCGAUGAUUGAUGUUUCGCUGGGCGGGAAACUGGCCGAGGAGAUCAAGUACGGCAACGAGAUGGUGACGGGCGGUGCAUCAAGCGACCUGGAGCACGCGACAUCGAUUGCUUACCGGAUGGUGACGCAGCUGGGCAUGUCGGAGAGGGUGGGCCCAGUGCAGAUGUGGAACCGGUACGACAAGCUGAGCUCGGAGACCAAGGCGGUGAUUGAGUCGGAGGUGCAGAAGACGCUCACGGACGCGUACGAGCGGUCACGACGGCUGCUGCAGUCCAAACGCAAGGAAUUGGACCUGCUGGCGGCAGCACUGCUGCGGUACGAGACCCUGGACAAGGACGAGGUGCUCAAGGUGAUCUCGGGGCAGAAGCUGACGGGCCGUAUUGCCGUGCCGGAGGGUCCGAUGCUGGUGCCCAAGCCGGCCAGCUUGGAUGACGACGUGCCGUCUGACCUGGCCGACGAGGACACCAAAGCGCCACCGCCAGCGCAGCCGGAGGCUCCAUAG